AGUAAGCUAAGCAGCUACAUACUGUGAGUUUUCAAACCCAAAAGCAUAAGUGCCUUUUACUGGCAGGAAAUUGUAUUUUCCAAAAGCUUUCAGAAGGCUCUGAAAGUCAAAAGAAGUUUGCCUUUCAUCCGAUGUAUAAACCAAUUUCUGUAUUUUUUAUCUAAAGCUAGGAGGGUCUGGUGGGCACACAGAUGCAUAUUGACUGAAAGGGAAAUGUUGGGCAUGCAUUGCUACAAAUGGCUCUCUCUUGCACUGAUCCAAGCCCAGCUUGGGGCAUGUCUUCCCUGCAUGCAUAACUGUAACUCUGAUGAGUUGGAUCAAACUUUCGUGAGACCUCAGAGAGUGAAACGUGGCUGGAUGCGGAGUCUGUUGGUUGUACAGGAGGAACUGAUGUUAACACAUCUUUUGACAUUUGGCCAGCCACGGUUCUUGGAUGGUCCUUAUGAAGCCACCGUUCCUGAAAUGUCUGAGGAAGGUACUUCAGUGAUUCAGGUUACUGCUACGGAUCCAAGUAGUGCCCGUCUAUUUUAUAGUAUUCUUGAAGACCAGCCCUAUUUUUUUGUGGAGCCAACAACAGGAGUGAUAAGAACAUCUUCUCCAGUUGACAGAGAAACAAAAGAUAAGUUUUUUGUAGUCCUCCAAGCUAGUGAUAUGAUUGACCAAAUGGGUGGACGUUCAGGAACAACAACUGUAACAAUCAACAUCUCUGAUGUUAAUGACAACUCUCCCAUAUUUCAAGAAGAGCGCUAUGAUAUGCAUGUCUCUGAAGCAGCAUCCGUGGGCACUAUCAUAGGCAAAAUCAAGGCUGAUGACAGUGACAUAGGGAAGAAUGCAGAAAUGGACUAUAUGAUAAUAAAAGAUGAAUUUCACAUUCUUCGCAUCAUUACCAACAAUGAGACUCAAGAAGGAACUGUCAUAUUGAACAAGAGACUAGAUUACGAGAAAAAACACAGACAUGAUAUAAUAGUGAAAGUUGUCAACCGAUACAUAGAUGUGCGCUUCCAGAAAAAUGAGUCCUUUGGAGACACAACUGUUCUUAGGAUCAUUGUGAAGGAUGCUGACGAACCUCCAGUUUUUAGCUCAGUCAACUACAUAAUGGACAUUUCUGAAGGGGAGAGAAAUGGUUCGCUUCUAGGGGUUGUAAGUGCCAAAGAUCCUGAUGUUGCCAGCAGUCCAAUCAGGUAUUCGAUUGUCCACAGCAACUAUUUAAAGAGAUUGUUCAGCAUCAAUGCACACAAUGGAACAAUCAUUAUAACUAAACCUCUGGACCGAGAGAUAGCAGCUUGGCACAACAUAACCGUUACAGCCACAGAAUCAAGAAAUCCAAAACAAAUAUCGCAAGUGAUUGUUUAUAUCCAAGUUCUUGAUGUUAAUGAAUAUGCACCAGAAUUUCCCAAAUACUAUGAGACAUAUGUAUGUGAGAAUGCAAGAUCUGGACAGCUCAUUCAGACCAUCAGUGCAACAGACAAAGAUGAUCCCAUGGAAAACCAUCAUUUCUCCUUCUCAUUAGCUGAUGAGGCCACAAACAACUCCAGUUUUGAAGUCAGGGAUAAUCUAGAUAACACGGCCGGAAUUGUUACCAUAAGAAGUGGAUUCCAUCGCCGAGAACAAUUCAUUUUUGCCUUGCCAAUCUCAAUAGCUGACAAUGGAGUUCCAUCCCUCACCAGCACAACAACCCUUACCAUCACUGUGUGUGAUUGUGAUACCAAAGCAAAUCUCCAAGUAUGUAGAUAUGGAGCUUUCUUCUUCUCAAUGGGCAUCAGUGUACAAGCUUUAGUUGCUGUCGUGGCUUGCAUGCUAAUAAUAUCAGUGUUUGUUGUGGCAAUUGUGGCCUUGAGGCAGCAGAAGAAGCAGUCUCUGUUUCAUGAGAAAGGUGAAGAAUUUAGAGAGAACAUUGUUAAGUAUGAUGAUGAAGGCGGUGGUGAGCAGGACACCGAAGCUUUUGAUAUUUCAGCGCUGAAAAACCAAACUGUCCUGAGAGAGCACAAACCACGAAGAAAUAUCACAACACAAAUCCAGAGCCUUUACAGGCAAUCUCUGCAAGUGGGUCCCGAGAGUGCUGUGUUCCGGGAAUUCAUUUCACAAAAGCUAGAAGAAGCCAAUUGUGAUCCAGAUGUGCCGCCUUUUGAUUCCCAUCAGAUCUAUGCUUUUGAAGGAUAUGGGUCAAUGGCAGGAUCUCUUAGCUCACUGGAAUCAAAUUCAUCUGUACUGGAUGAAAAUUAUGAUUUCCUUAUUGAACUGGGGUCACAUUUCAAGCGAGCAGAAAGUAUGUGUGGCUCUAUGAACAGUGGAAGAGAUUAGGAACCACUAAAGCCACAUUAUUGGGUGGUGGGGAGAAGGUCCAGCAACCAGCUCCUUUGACUGGGGCAAUAGUUACAAGAGUGUAAAUCUCUUAUUGUAUCAAAGUGAGUGGGAAACCAGAGCACAAGUGAAAUAGGCAACAAUGUCAAUGAGUUUUGAAAUACGGCACAACCAAUUAUUUAAAUUGUAUUUCUGACAGAUAUUUGCCAGAAAAGUAAUUGUGUCACUAUGGGCACCUACACAAAUCAUGCUGGAAUAAGAGGUCAUCCAAGUUACCUGCUGGAGGGAAACAUGUUGAAUAAGGGAAGAAUGAGCACCUGUUUCUAAGGCAGUUUUUUCUUCAUCUUAUCAGUGCGGGUGUGGAGCCUAUCCAUUUUAAGAGGGUGUCCUUGCUAAAAUGCUGAACUCAGCUUAUCAAUACAGAACUAUAGGUUUUCCCCCCCCUUUUAAAAGCAAAUGUAUAAGCACAGAAAAACCAAUACUUAUUGUAAAUAUUCAGCAGAAAUUAAUAUUUCAAGCUAUUUACAAAGUUGUGUUGUUUGUAAUUUAAUAAUUACAACUAUAAACUAAUAUAUGGGUAUAUACAGAUAUCUAUCUAUCAGGGGGGAGAGAGAGAGAGAGUAUAAGCACAAUUAUACAGAAACCUAUUAUAUGUUAUGGUGAAUCCAGAAACAUGGAAAAAUCUGGAUUGAAACAUGGGGAAGGAUUAAAACAAAAUGCAGUGUAUUUCACCAGCCAUUUCACCUCUGGAAAAGCCAUUUCACUUCUAUCAUUAGCCAGCAUUUUUCCUGUUUUACUAAGCAUUUCCAUAUGUUCACAUUAUUUGGGACUUGUCUACUGCUUUGCCUCUCAAACUAUUUUAGAAAAUCUUAUCUAACCUACAGAAAUUUAUUUAUUUAUUUUCAAAGUGAUCAAUUUUUAAAAAAAUGUAAUUUAUCCAUGGAUUUCUGUAACAGUCAACAUUUAUUCACAAUUAAAUGUGAUUUAUUCUUAAUUAAA
This is a messenger RNA of Hemicordylus capensis (graceful crag lizard), 3300 nucleotides long. Its product is annotated as cadherin-19-like. Lineage: Eukaryota; Metazoa; Chordata; Lepidosauria; Squamata; Cordylidae. Gene Ontology annotation, cellular component: adherens junction; plasma membrane; catenin complex. The record is from RefSeq and is a predicted model, not a curated record. Gene Ontology annotation, molecular function: cadherin binding; calcium ion binding. Gene Ontology annotation, biological process: homophilic cell-cell adhesion; cell-cell junction assembly; cell morphogenesis. Bases 214 to 2301 code for a protein of 695 amino acids. The transcript has 12 exons.